AUGACCACCACCAAAGAAGCUGAAACUGAGGCUCCAGUCAUGGAGCAACCACCUGCUACAGCGGAGCCUAAGGUUGGGGAGAAGCCAGUGAAAGAAAAGAAGCCCAGGACUCCCAGAGAAAAGAAGCCUAGACAACCUAAACCAAAAGCUGCUGCUCAUCCUCCUUACUUUCAGAUGAUCAAGGAGGCUAUAUUGGCUUUGGGUGAGAAAAGUGGGUCGAGUCCAUAUGCAAUAGCAAAGUACAUGGAAGAGAAGCACAAAGCAGUACUCCCAUCAAAUUUCAAGAAAAUUCUAGGUCUUCAACUGAAGAACUCUGCAGCAAGAGGGAAGUUAAUCAAGAUCAGGGCAUCUUACAAGCUAUCAGAGACGGGGAAAAAAGGGAAGGCCACUACAGGGAAAGUCUCGAAGGGGACUAACACAGUGAAAAAGGCGCAACAGGUUAAACCUACUACAAGAAAGACUAGGUCUGUUAAUAAAUCCGAGUCUGGUGCAAAAAAAGUAGCUGCUGGGGCUAAGAAGGCCAAGAAAUCAGCUGCUGCUAAACCUAAACAGCCUAAGUCUAUCAAGUCUCCCGCUGCUAAAAGGGCCAAGAAAGCUGCUUAG
Messenger RNA from Dovyalis caffra, 603 nucleotides. The record is from the annotation of a GenBank genome assembly. Lineage: Eukaryota; Viridiplantae; Streptophyta; Magnoliopsida; Malpighiales; Salicaceae.